UAUGAGAAUAUAUAAGGCAUUAAAGGAAAAUACCAAAGGAGUGUCGGCAAUAAGAUGAAAGUUUCAUUACUUCAUGGAAGCACGCCAGCACGUGAGCAAUCUUGCGUGUUUCGUGUUCGUGGAAUAAUUAUUAAAUGUUCUUUAGCAUACAGUUGUGAUUUGAAAGAUUUGACUAAAUUAAGCGGGGGCUUCAUUAAAUUCGAAAUGUCUGCUGUGGAUAUAUGUAGAAAAUUGGGCGAGGACGGACGAAGUCUCAAGUUGGCUGGUAAUGUCGGUUUUGUCAGCUUGCCUGAUCAACUUGUCAACAAACGAGUGAAUCAUGGAUUUUACUUCAAUAUACUAUGCGUAGGUGAAACAGGUAUUGGAAAGUCCACACUCAUGGACUGUCUUUUUAAGACUAUGUUUGACAGCGUACCUCACUCUCAUCAUUCAUCAGACGUUAGCAUUGAAAGUCAUCUUUAUGAAAUACGAGAGCGCAAUGUAAAUCUUAAAUUGACCAUUGUUGAUACAGUUGGAUAUGGUGAUCAAGUUGAUAAAAGUGACAGCUAUGAGAAAGUAAUUGAGUACAUCGACCAGCAAUUUGAUGCAUAUCUUCAUGAAGAGUUGAAAAUCAAGAGAUCGUUGACUACUUACCAUGAUACAAGAGUUCACGCCUGCCUUUAUUUCAUUUCGCCUACUGGCCACUCAUUGAAAUCGUUGGAUCUUGUUUGUAUGAAACAAUUAGACAAAAAGGUGAACGUUAUACCUAUCAUUGCCAAAGCUGACACAAUCUCGCCAUCCGAACUGAAGGAAUUCAAAACUAAGAUCAUGGACGAAUUAAACUCUGGCGAUGUUCAAAUUUACAAGUUUCCCGUUGAUGAUGAAAAAGAAGCCGAAAUCAAUGCAUCGAUGAAUGAGCAAGUGCCUUUCGCAGUUGUCGGCAGUCGCGAGGAAGUUACUGUUGGUAAAGAAAAAGUUCGAGCAAGACAAUAUCCUUGGGGAACCGUUGUAGUUGAAAACGAAAAUCACUGCGAUUUUGUCAAGUUACGAGAGAUGCUCCUCAGGACAAACAUGGCCGACUUGAUCGAAAAAACUCACGAGAAACAUUACGAGCUUUACCGCAAGAACAAACUGACCGACAUGGGCUUCACUGACACCGACUCUGAAAGCCAGCCUUUGAGUUUACAAGAGACCUACGAACAGCGUCGUAAAGACUACAUGGGCGAGCUUCAAAAACGCGAAGAUGAAAUGAGAAGCAAUUUUAUAAAGAAAGUUAAAGAAAAAGAAGCGGAACUGAAACAAGAGGAACAAGAGCUUUAUGCCAAGUUCGAACAACUUAAGAAAGUACAAGCGGACGAGAAAAAGUCGCUUCAACAAAAACAACAGCAGCUGGACGAAGAAGUGAAUCUUUUUGAACAACGUAAAAAGCAAGCCACCCUCAUGGCACAAACCCAGAAAGAGAAAAGAAGAAAGUAAAAUUCAUCAAUCAUCUAAAUAUUGAAGUAACUAUAGAAAUAUAUAAACAUGCUACGAUCCCCACACGUGUUGUUGUUCCCGCUGAAUAUGUAAAUUUAAUGCAAAGCUCAAAGCGCGCGCUAAGUUAAAUACUCGUGCAUUCUUUUCACGUUAACAUGUACACGGCUUGAUGGCCACUUAGUUUUAUUUAUAGUCUAUGUGCUUUUUGACAAUUUUGAAUAAAAACUUAAAGAUUAUCUCACAUA
Messenger RNA from Xenia sp. Carnegie-2017, 1700 nucleotides. RefSeq names its product septin-8-A-like. The transcript is spliced from 15 exons. Gene Ontology annotation, cellular component: septin ring; microtubule cytoskeleton; cell division site. Bases 55 to 1455 code for a protein of 466 amino acids. Gene Ontology annotation, biological process: cytoskeleton-dependent cytokinesis. Gene Ontology annotation, molecular function: molecular adaptor activity; GTP binding; GTPase activity. NCBI's taxonomy places the organism in Eukaryota, Metazoa, Cnidaria, Anthozoa, Malacalcyonacea, Xeniidae. The record is from RefSeq and is a predicted model, not a curated record.